Messenger RNA from Lepus europaeus (European hare), 3213 nucleotides. It is a transcript of the gene NLRP2, whose product is annotated as NLR family pyrin domain containing 2. Gene Ontology annotation, cellular component: cytoplasm. Lineage: Eukaryota; Metazoa; Chordata; Mammalia; Lagomorpha; Leporidae. Gene Ontology annotation, biological process: regulation of inflammatory response. Gene Ontology annotation, molecular function: protein binding. The coding region runs from base 1 to 3213 and encodes 1070 amino acids. The transcript has 12 exons. The record is from RefSeq and is a predicted model, not a curated record.
AUGGAGGCGGUGGCUCCCUCCCGCAGCUUCAACCUGCCGGUGCUGCUGGAGCAGCUGGACCAGGACGAGCUGACCACCUUCAAGAACAUCCUGAGGAACCUGAGCCAGCAGAACGAGCUGCAGCAGGUGGCCCCGGCCGAGAUCAAGGAGGCCGACGGGCGGCAGCUGGCGGAGAUGCUGGCCGACCGCUGCCCCCGGUACUGGGUGGAGACGGUGACCGUGCAGGUCUUCGAGAAGAUGAACCGCAUGGAUCUGUCCGAGCAAGCCAAGGACGAGCUUGGAGAACUAUCUCAGAAAUCGCUCCAGGAGAAACCCAUGGCGUUACGGAUCGUGUGGACUCACCCCGCGAAGUGCGCGCGCAUGGAGGACCCGCUGGAGCGCCUCAAGGACCCAGCGUUUGUCAGCUGCUUGAAGUGCGGCGUGUGGAUCGUACCUGCCAAUCGGCCUAAUGGCUCCGUCCUCUCUCCCCCUCCCCGCCUCGCCGGCCCCGCUGAAGACAAGGAGGACGCGUACCGAAGCGUGCUGAAGCAGAAGUUCGCCAAGGCCUGGGAGGACGACCUGCGGCUCGGGGACGCAGAGAGCAUCCAGGCGUUCGCCCGCAGAUACGAGGCGCUCAUCCCCUUCUGUAGCCCCAAGGCGCACGAGGGGCCGUUCCCGCACACCGUGGUGCUGCAGGGCCCCGCGGGCGUGGGCAAGAGCGUGCUGGCGCGCAAGGUGCUGCGGGACUGGCUGCAGCGCGGCCUGGGGCUGCCCUUCCAGUUCGCCUUCUACCUCAGCUGCCCCGAGCUCCGCGGCGAGCCGGCCUGCACCUUCGCCGAGCUGCUCUGCAGGGACUGCCCGGAGCUGCGGGACGCCGUGGUGCGGGGCGCCACGCAGGCGCGCCACGUGCUACUGGUGCUGGACGGCUUCGACGAGCUGCGCGCGCCCACAGGGGCCCUGGUCAGCGACAUCUGCGGCGACUGGACGCAGCCCAAGCCCGUGCCCGUGCUGCUGAGCAGCCUGCUGAAGCGCAAGCUGCUGCCCCGGGCCACCGUGCUGGUGACGACGCGGCCGCAGGCGCUGCGGGAGCUGCGCAUCCUGGUGGAGCAGCCGCUGCUCAUCCAGCUGCACGGCUUCUCUGAGCAGGACCGGAGGCUCUACUUCCUGCGGCGCUUCCCGGACGAGGCGCAGGCGCUGCGGGCCCUGGACGCCGUGAGGGGCAACGCCGCCUUGUUCGAGCUGGACGCCGCGCCCGCCGUGUGCUGGCUGACCUGCGCCUGCCUGGGCGCCCAGCUGGAGCGCGGCGAGGACCCCGCGGCCGCCUGCGCCACCACCACCGAGCUCUUCCUGCGCUUCCUGUGCGGCCGCUGCGCGCCCGGCCCGCACCUGCGCGCCGCGCUCGGGGCGCUGAGCCGCCUGGCGGCGCGCGGCGUCUGGGCGCAGGUGUCCGGGUUCUGCGGGCCGGAGCUGCGGGCGCUGGGGCUGGCCGAGCAGGAGCUGCGCCCCUUCGUGGCCAGCGGCGUGCUGCGGGAGGACGGCGACCGCGCCGGCAGCUACUCCUUCGCGCACCUCAGCGUGCAGCAGUGCCUGGGCGCCCUAUUCUACCUGCUGGAGGCCGCGGAGGGCGGCGCCGCCGACGAUGACGACGUGGGGCCCGUGCGGCAGCUGUUCUCCACCAAGGCGCGGGCCGACAACCCCGGCCUGGCCUGGACCGGGCGCUUCCUCUUCGGCCUCCUGAACCAGGAGCGGGCCCGGGAGCUGGAGGCCGCGUUCGGCUGCCGCGUGUCCGCGCGGGUCCUGCAGGAGCUGCUGGGCGCCGAGGGGGGCCGCCCGGUGCUGGCCGAGCUAGACACCGCCGAGGCGCUGUGCUGCCUGCACGAGUCCCAGGACGACGCGCUGGUGCGCGAGGCCAUGGUGCCCUUCCAAGAGCUGACCGUGCACCUGCGGGACACCACGGAGCUGGUGCAGGCCGCCUUCUGCCUCCAGCGCUCCCAGAACCUGCAGAGCCUCUGGCUGCAGGUGGACAAGGCCGUCUUCGCCCCGGACGCGGCCGACAAGGAGGCUGCGGGCGCCAGGUCCCGGGACGACAAGCACCUGCUGCUCUGCUGGACCAACCUCUGCUCAGUACUGGGCUCCAACUCCAAGCUCGCCUUCCUGGACAUCAGCCAGAGCGUGCUGAGCGCCCCGGCCGUGCAGGUGCUGUGCGACCACCUCGCGGCUUCCUCCUGUUGCCUCCAGAAACUGGCCCUCAGAAACACUCAGCCGGAGGACGCCUACCGGGACCUCUGCCUCUCCGUGCACGGCCACAGGACUGUCACACACCUCACCCUGCAAGGCUCUGACCAGGUGGACACGCUCCCCCCGCUGUGCGAGGUCCUGAGACACCCGUACUGUCAGCUGCAAUAUCUCCAGCUGGCGUCCUGCUCCGCCACCACACAGCAGUGGGCCGCCCUGACCCUGGCCCUGGGCGAGAACCAGUCCCUCAUGUUCCUGAACCUCACGGCCGUCGAACUCCUGGACACCGGCGCCAAGCUGCUGUGUGUGGCCCUGAGGCACCCGCGGUGCCCGCUGCAGCGGCUGUCGCUAGAGAGCUGCUACCUCACCGAGGCCUCGUGCAAGGAGCUCAGCUCGGCUCUGAUCGUCAACCAGCGGUUGACGCACCUGAGCCUGGCCGAGAACGACCUUGGGGACGGCGGGGUGAAGAUGCUGUGCGAGGGCUUGAGCUACCCCGAGUGCUGCCUGCGGGUGCUGGUGCUCUGGUGCUGCAACGUCACCAGCGAGGGCUGCGCCGCGCUCUCCCAGCUCCUGCAGCAGACGUCGAGCCUGACGCACCUGGACCUCGGGCUGAACCACAUCGGGCUGGUGGGGCUGCGCUUCCUGUGCGAGGCCCUGAAGGACCCCUGCUGUAGCCUGCAGUGCCUGUGGUUGUGGGGGUGCUCCAUCCCCCCGUUCAGCUGUGCCGACCUGUCCUCCGUGCUUGCCAUCAACCAGACCCUGGUCAGCCUGGACCUGGGCCAGAACAGCCUGGGGUUCAGUGGCGUGAAGAUGCUGUGCGAGGCCCUGAAGCUGGCACAGUGCCCCCUGCGCACACUCAGGCUGAAAAUCGAUGAGUCGGACGCCCACGUCCAGAAGGUGCUGAGAGAAACCAGAGAAAGCAACCCGCAGCUGCACAUCGAGAGCGACAGCCGGGACCCCAGGCGGCCGCGGCCCUCGGCUCAGGACUUCAUUUUCUGA